UGGACUUCUGGAGUUAACGUAUUGGUUUUAUUAAGCUACGAAAUACAUGAAAAACCAGAUUUGAGAGACAUUAACUGAUCGAUUAAUGCAAACACGGAUAUGACAAGUAAUGUUCAGAGUUAUGAAAGAUAAGUUUGUUCUAAGUGUGUAACGAUCAUAAGGCUGUCGCCAAGAGUGCUGAAAACACUCAAAACUUUAUCAAGAAUUAGUGAUAACGUCAUCUCAAUAUACAUGUUAUGAUAUGGAUACUCAGUAAUAAACACGACAUUGACAUUCGAAUCGUAGAUACUUUGGAUUGACAAUGCAACGGAGAUGGACCUAUCGUAAUUAAAUACUUCAGUGCGAUAUACCCUGAAUCGGAGACAUAUAAAACUGUCAGUUUAUAUGUCCCUGCCUGAACAAAGUAAGGAAACUUAAAAUCAGCCUACACAAGAGAGAGAGGGAACAAUUAAAGAGUAGAUAGGACACAAAACGUUUUUGACAUAAAGAGUGGCUUAUGCUAUGUUAAAAGAUGCCUCGGAGACAAGACCCAAGAGUUAAGAGUAUUCCAAAGUGCGUCCAGGCGCUUUCCAUUACAGACGCCAUCUCUAAAGGAUACUUCCAACAAGUCAGAUUCCUCAUCGAGUAUGGAGCGAAUGUCAACGAGCGAGACAUGGAUGGGAGAACGCCUCUUAUGCUCUGUGCACUUGUUGACAAUGAGGAAUGGGGAGUUGGCAUUGCUAGAACACUAUUAGAGAAAGGUGCCUAUGUUGGAUAUAGAGAUAAAAUGGGUCUGAAUGCGAUGCAUUAUGCCUGUAUAUAUGAAAGAGCAAUCCUUGUUGAUACGUUCUUUAAUGCAAUAGACUUUGAUCUGAAUCAGGGCGAUCGCAAGGGUAACACCGCCUUGUUCUAUGCAGUUACCGCCAACAAUGAAACAGUUGUGGAGAAUAUUGUUAAAACAUUGUGCAGGUACAAAAUGACACUGGACAAAAAGAACAACCAAGGCAUAACGCCUCUAAUACAAGCCUGGAAAUCGGGGCACGUAGUUUGUGCAGGUUUGCUCCUACAAAAUGGCGCAGAUGAGACUAUCAAAGAUGGCCUCGAAAACAAAUCUGCCAGAGAGUGGGAAAUGGAAUUUACGUCUAAACAAAGUCGGCGGCAGAGCUCUGCCUCAACAUCCACAUCAGGCUCACGAGCAAUGCUGAAACGCCCAUCGUCUGCCCCGUCUCUCUUGCGUCGUUCUAGACCCAAAUCAGCCUCCGCUCGCAUCGUCUUCAGACGUGGAUUGUAUAAGGAAAUCGCGGAUGAAACUAGUAACCCCACGCCAACUAAGAAUAAGGAUGCUAUCAUACGUAGCGCGAGCCUUUCUGACCUUAAAAACAAUCCAGAGUAUCUGUUCAAUACAAACCCAGUUGAGUGUUUUUCAAAUCCCAUAUCAACGGGAUAUCCAAGGAUAGGCACAGCUCGAGAGCGAAUAAGACUUAUGAAAAUAAAUUCAGCUCCAGAUAAAAUUAAUGUUACUUGGAAGAAAGAGAUGAAAAUACUUUAUAACGAAUUCGAAUUUCAAAUCACUCCUUCUUAUCGCGGAGCUGCUAAACCACCCCCUCCACCACCCGAAGACGAUGAGCUCUUAGAUGCAGAAGAAAAUGGAGAGAAGAAACCUGGUAGAAAGAUAUCCGAUGGCAAGCCACCGAUCCAUCCACACGCUGAGCUGAAACGACGCCAAUCCGAGAUGAGAAUGACUGGGAAUUCUCGUCUGUCUCGUCGAAACUCUGUGUUAAGCAAUCAACCCCUCUCCGUUGGCAAUAAAAGAAAUACAUUGACCCAUAUGGGAAGUUCAGAGAGUAUUAACGCUAACGGUGGUAAAAAUAUACUGCGAAAGAAAAACAACAAGACAGACGUUGAAGAAGGUUCAGACCACGGCAGUCGACCCGUCAGUAGAACCGGGUUUGCAAUGUAAUAUACCUUAAUGCCAAAUAAAAGUAUUAUAUUCAAAAAUAUGUCAACUUAUAAUUAUGGGGCUUUUGCUCUAAAAUAGGAAAAAAUGGUGGUACAUAAGAGGGAGUUCAGUGUUUCUCAUACCCUGUGCAAUGCAGUGCAGAGUUAUAGAGACGAAGUUCUCUUUUAAAAAGCGAAGUCGAACUGAUGCAACAUGAAUGUUUCUCAUAUUGGCAUGUUACCGGCAGCUCCACCACUUGUUAUAUUUAACAGGGUAUCUCCAUGACUCAAUAUUUCAAACGUCUUCCUGUAAAUUUACAAUAUUGUGCCUCAACUUUACACCCUUUCCCGACAGCUUCAUAAAUUAAUACGGAACUUGCCAUUGCCGUACACAUACCUCAGUACGUAGUCUGAGACGUCGUGCAUAUUCUGUGGCGGU
Messenger RNA from Owenia fusiformis, 2356 nucleotides. Lineage: Eukaryota; Metazoa; Annelida; Polychaeta; Sabellida; Oweniidae. The record is from the annotation of a GenBank genome assembly.